Molecule: messenger RNA, 7480 nt
Organism: Lynx canadensis (Canada lynx)
Lineage: Eukaryota; Metazoa; Chordata; Mammalia; Carnivora; Felidae
Gene: MBD5
Product: methyl-CpG binding domain protein 5
Exons: 12
Coding region: 855-6056 (1733 amino acids)
Cellular component (GO): nucleus; chromocenter
Molecular function (GO): chromatin binding; DNA binding
Source: RefSeq, a predicted model, not a curated record
GAAGAGGCACUCCCUUAUAGGGACUCAUAAAGGCAUAGAGCAUCUAGAGAUUUACUGCCUCCAUUACGCUGCUGGCUCUCACAGCACUUGUUAUGUUUUUAUCAGUUUCUCUCCAGAAGAGAUUGGAAACCCAAGUGCCUACAGAGGCCAGGCUGGUGGGAAUGAAGCAGGAAGCCACUGCACUGAACUGGAGAGCCAAGUCCUUUCUGAAGGAGCAGUCACUGCUCCGUUCCAGAUAAUUGUUGCAAGGCAGGAAUGUUGACCUAGUAUUACCACAUCAUCCAGUCUCUCAGGCUACAUUAUUGGAAUUUUGAAGACAUGAAAACAUCAGAUGAACCAACCUGCAACAUCUUGGAUUCAGAUUGGAAGAUGAAGAGAAAGUUUAAAGAAUGUGGCCUCUAAAGGCGGGUAGUACCUGGAAAUAUUAACCGACUCACACUGUAAAAAUGAGACCGGUUUCUAGACAAUAGAGGUUAUUUUAGUCUGACAUCAAGGUUCAAGACAAAAUGUUGAACUAAAAACUUUACACUCCUCCCCUCCCCCACUUCAGAGAGGUACCAGCAUUGGUGAAUAUGAUUUUCCUUAGUCAGAAGCACUCAUUUUUACCCAUGUAGACCAUCCUUAGGAAUUAAAUAUUGGUUAUUUAAUGUAGAUUAUAAUGGGAAACUGAUUUUUUCCACAAUGGCAGAUUUCAAGGACUUGGUUCCAAACUGAGCCGAAGCUUCCCAAUGCAUUUUGUACAGUCUGGGAAAAACUGUGCUGCACUGGCCAUUUUUGAAGGCCAUCAUGCCCUGUAAUAUAAGGAUAUCAUCUUAUUGCUGAUAUCUUUGGAAAGUCCCAAGCAGACACAGAAAAUGAAUGGAGGCAAGGACUGUGACGGAGGGGACAAAGAUGGAGGUCUUCCAGCUAUACAAGUUCCUGUGGGUUGGCAGCGUCGUGUGGAUCAAAAUGGAGUGCUUUAUGUCAGUCCCAGUGGGUCUUUAUUAUCUUGCUUGGAGCAGGUUAAAACAUACCUGCUUACUGACGGAACAUGCAAGUGUGGCUUGGAAUGUCCUCUUAUUCUUCCCAAGGUGUUUAAUUUCGAUCCUGGAGCUGCUGUGAAACAGAGAACCGCAGAAGAUGUUAAAGCAGAUGAAGAUGUCACAAAGCUAUGCAUACAUAAAAGAAAAAUCAUUGCAGUGGCCACACUUCAUAAGAGCAUGGAAGCCCCACAUCCUUCUCUGGUGCUCACCAGUCCUGGGGGAGGAACAAAUGCAACUCCAGUAGUACCUUCUCGGGCAGCAACUCCAAGAUCUGUAAGAAAUAAGUCGCAUGAAGGAAUUACAAAUUCUGUAAUGCCUGAAUGUAAGAAUCCUUUCAAGUUAAUGAUUGGAUCAUCCAAUGCCAUGGGAAGGCUAUAUGUACAAGAACUGCCUGGAAGCCAGCAACAAGAACUCCACCCCAUCUACCCCCGGCAGAGACUGGGCAGCAGUGAACACGGACAGAAAUCUCCAUUCCGUGGCAGCCAUGGAGGCCUCCCCAGCCCAGCAUCGUCAGGUUCCCAGAUAUAUGGAGAUGGCUCAAUCUCUCCAAGGACUGACCCACUUGGAAGCCCUGAUGUUUUCCCAAGAAAUAAUCCUGGUUUUCAUGGAGCUCCCAAUUCUAGUCCUAUUCAUCUAAAUAGGACUCCUCUUUCUCCACCUUCAGUAAUGCUACACGGUUCUCCCGUACAGUCAUCCUGUGCAAUGGCUGGAAGGACUAAUAUACCUCUUUCCCCAACCUUGACUACAAAGAGUCCAGUAAUGAAAAAACCAAUGUGUAAUUUUUCAACUAAUAUGGAAAUACCACGAGCAAUGUUCCACCACAAACCACCCCAAGGCCCACCUCCCCCUCCUCCACCUUCUUGUGCUCUUCAGAAAAAGCCAUUAACAUCCGAGAAAGAUCCACUUGGCAUUCUUGACCCUAUUCCCAGUAAACCGGUGAAUCAGAACCCUGUUAUCAUUAAUCCAACUAGUUUCCAUUCAAAUGUCCACUCUCAGGUACCUGUGAUGAAUGUAAGCAUGCCUCCUGCUGUUGUUCCUUUGCCAAGUAAUCUCCCUUUGCCAACCGUAAAACCUGGUCAUAUGAAUCAUGGGAGUCAUAUACAAAGAGUUCAGCAUUCAGCUUCAACCUCCCUGUCCCCUUCUCCAGUGACAUCCCCAGUGCACAUGAUGGGGACUGGAAUUGGAAGGAUUGAGGCAUCGCCCCAAAGAUCACGCUCAUCUUCCACAUCAUCAGAUCACGGAAAUUUCAUGAUGCCACCUCUAGGACCCCAGGCCACUUGUAGUGGUAUUAAGGUUCCACCCAGGUCACCAAGGUCAACAAUAGGGUCCCCAAGGCCAUCAAUGCCAUCAAGCCCUUCUACCAAGUCCGAUGGACACCAUCAGUACAAGGAUAUCCCUAACCCAUUAAUUGCUGGAAUGAGUAAUGUACUAAAUUCCCCAAGCAGUGCAGCUUUUCCGACUGCAUCUGCCGGAAGUGGUUCCAUAAAGAGUCAGCCUGGUUUGCUGGGAAUGCCUUUAAAUCAGAUCUUGAACCAGCACAAUGCUGCCUCCUUUCCAGCAAGUAGUUUACUCUCAGCAGCAGCCAAAGCACAGCUAGCAAAUCAAAACAAACUUGCUGGUAACAACUGUAGCAGCAGUAGCAAUUCUGGAGCUGUUGCUGGCAGUGGCAACACUGAAGGACAUAGCACUUUAAACACCAUGUUCACUCCUACUGCCAACAUGCUUCUCCCAACAGGGGAAGGGCAAAGUGGUCGAGCAGCACUAAGAGAUAAGCUGAUGUCUCAGCAAAAAGACUCAUUGCGGAAAAGAAAACAGCCACCUACCACAGUGUUGAGUUUGCUCAGACAGUCUCAAAUGGAUAGUUCUGCAGUUCCUAAACCUGGACCCGACUUGCUAAGAAAGCAGGGUCAGGGUUCAUUUCCCAUCAGUUCAAUGUCUCAGUUACUACAGUCUAUGAGUUGUCAAAGCUCUCACUUGAGUAGCAAUAGUACCCCGGGUUGUGGGGGCUCAAAUACUGCUUUGCCUUGCUCUGCUAACCAGCUGCAUUUUACAGAUCCCAAUAUGAACUCCAGUGCUCUUCAGAAUUCACUGACACAGAACAUACCUUUGAGAGGGGAAGCCGUGCACUGCCACAAUGCAAACACUAACUUUGUUCACAGUAACAGCCCAGUCCCAAACCACCAUCUUGCAGGUUUAAUAAAUCAGAUUCAGGCUAGCGGGAACUGUGGGAUGCUCAGUCAGUCGGGCAUGGCUUUAGGAAAUUCAUUACAUCCCAAUCCACCUCAGUCAAGAAUUUCAACGUCCUCCACUCCAGUGAUACCAAACAGCAUUGUUAGCAGCUAUAAUCAAACAAGUUCUGAAGCAGGCGGUUCAGGACCAUCAUCCUCCAUAGCCAUAGCUGGUACCAGCCACCCUGCCAUCACAAAGACAACAUCUGUUCUUCAAGAUGGCGUCAUAGUUACCACCGCAGCUGGAAACCCACUGCAGAGUCAGCUGCCUAUUGGGAGUGAUUUUCCUUAUGUUGGCCAAGAGCACGCACUUCAUUUUCCAUCCAACAGCACUUCAAACAACCAUCUUCCACACCCCUUGAACCCCAGCCUCCUCAGUUCUCUACCUAUCUCUUUGCCAGUGAAUCAACAGCAUCUCCUAAACCAGAAUCUAUUAAAUAUCCUCCAGCCUUCAGCAGGAGAAGGCAAGUCUGAGAUCAACCUCCACCCUUUAGGUUUUCUCAACCCGAAUGUAAACGCUGCUUUAGCUUUUCUCUCCGGUGACAUGGAUGGGCAGGUAUUGCAGCCUGUUCACUUUCAGCUCUUAGCAGCCCUGCUUCAGAACCAAGCCCAAGCAGCUGCCAUGCUUCCCCUGCCAUCUUUCAAUCUGACCAUCUCAGAUCUUUUGCAACAGCAAAAUACCCCUUUACCCUCAUUAACACAGAUGACAGACCCACCAGACCAUUUGCCAAGCAAUCAGUCAGAGAACAGCCGAGCUGAGACCCUUUUAACCAGCCCCCUGGGGAACCCUUUACCGAGUUUUGCAGUCAGUGACACUACUUUUAACCCCCUGUUCCUCCCAGCUGUCACUGGGGCCUCAGGAUUAAUGGCCUUGAAUCCCCAGCUGUUGGGAGGUGUCCUGAACUCAGCAUCGGCCAACACCGCUAAUCAUCCAGAGGUUUCCAUAGCAACUUCCUCCCAGGCAACCACUACCACAACCACUACAUCAUCAGCAGUGGCAGCACUGACUGUCUCAACACUUGGUGGGACAGCAGUGGUGUCAAUGGCAGAAACAUUGCUGAAUAUAUCUAAUAAUGCUGGGAAUACACCUGGUCCAGCUAAACUCAACAGUAACUCUGUGGUGCCACAGCUACUUAACCCUCUACUGGGGACAGGUCUGCUUGGUGACAUGUCCUCAAUAAACAAUACAUUGAAUAACCAUCAACUGACUCAUCUGCAGUCGCUGUUAAACAACAAUCAGAUGUUUCCUCCAAAUCAGCAGCCGCAGCAGCAACUUCUCCAGGGGUACCAGAACCUGCAAGCAUUUCAAGGACAGCCCACAAUUCCUUGCCCGGCUAACAGUAACCCUAUGGCUUGUCUGUUUCAGAACUUUCAGGUGAGAAUGCAGGAAGAUGCAGCUCUCCUAAACAAAAGAAUAAGCACUCAGCCGGGGCUCACAGCUCUUCCUGAGAAUCCAAACACCCCACUUCCACCUUUCCAAGAUCCAUCUUGUGAGUUGCAGCCGAGGAUUGACUCAUCUCUUGGUCAGCAGGUGAAGGACGGCCUCAUUGUGGGCGGCCCAGGCGAUGCUUCUGUGGAUGCCAUUUACAAAGCAGUGGUUGAUGCAGCCAGCAAAGGAGUGCAGGCUGUCAUCACCACUGCAGUCAACAGUACAACUCAGAUCAGCCCCAUUCCAGCUCUGAGUGCCAUGAGUGCCUUCACUGCCUCGAUUGGUGACCCAUUAAGUCUCCCCAGUGCUGUCAGUGCAGUCAUUCAUGGACGAAACAUGGGCAGUGUCGAUCAUGAUGGUAGGCUAAGGAAUGCAAGAGGGGCUCGGCUGCCCAGGAAUCUGGACCAUGGGAAGAACUCAAAUGAAGGAGAUGGGUUUGAAUAUUUCAAGUCAGCAAGUUGCCACACAUCCAAAAAACAGUGGGAUGGGGAGCAAAGCCCUGGAGGGGAGCGAAACAGGUGGAAGUGUGAGGAGUUCUUAGAUCAUCCAGGCCAUGUCCACAGUAGUCCUUGUCACGAAAGGUCCAACAAUGUCUCCACACUGCCAUUUCUGCCUGGGGAACAGCACCCAGUAUUGUUACCACCAAGAAACUGUCAAGGGGAUAAAAUUCUGGAGGAAAAUUUCAGGUAUAAUAACUACAAAAGAACUAUGAUGAGUUUUAAGGAGAGACUAGAGAACACUGUGGAAAGAUGCGCACACAUUAAUGGGAACAGACCUCGACAGAGUCGGGGCUUUGGAGAGCUGCUGGGCACUACAAGGCAAGACCUGGUCCUAGAGGAGCAAUCUCCAAGCUCCUCAAAUAGUUUGGAAAAUUCUCUAGUCAAAGACUACAUCCAUUACAAUGGAGACUUUAAUGCCAAAAGCAUUAAUGGGUGUGUGCCUAGCCCUUCAGACGCUAAGAGCAUUAGUAGUGAAGAUGACCUAAGGAAUCCAGAUUCCCCUUCUUCAAAUGAGUUGAUACAUUAUAGGCCAAGGACGUUCAACGUUGGCGACUUGGUCUGGGGCCAAAUCAAAGGACUCACUUCUUGGCCUGGAAAAUUAGUAAGAGAAGACGACGUUCACAAUUCAUGUCAACAAAGCCCCGAGGAAGGGAAGGUGGAGCCCGAGAAGUUGAAGACACUAACAGAAGGUUUAGAAGCCUACAGCCGAGCCCGGAAAAGGAACAGAAAAAGUGGAAAGCUAAAUAACCAUUUAGAAGCUGCUAUUCAUGAGGCCAUGAGUGAACUGGACAAAAUGUCUGGGACUGUUCACCAAAUCCCACAGGGAGACAGACAAAUGAGACCCCCCAAACCCAAGAGGAGGAAGAUCUCCAGAUAACAGGGACUACUCCACCAAUGCGCAGUGUUUAUUAAAGGAACGUGCACAGAUAUUAUCUCUAUAUAGGUAUUGAUAUAGCCACUGUUAUAUCAGUAUUUAUACUAUGGCAGAUAGCUACCACCACCACAGGGUGCUAAAAGAAACAGUGAUACGAUAUUUUUUUUUGAUGAGGAAGGAUAAUGAAUGCUGGAAAACCAAUCAAAAUCCCUGAAUGAUGAGAGUAAUAAAUGGUCAAGAGAUUACUGAGAAACUUUUUCUAUAAUACUAAAAUUGUGAUUAUAAGAAAUGUCCACAUGUUUCUGAAGAAUUUUCAAUGUUGUAUAUAGAAAAUGCAGAAUUUCAUGGCGAUAUCAGAAAUGUAAAUAUUGUACAAUAUUGUCAUGUACAAGCGUACCUAAUGCACACUUUAUCUUUUAUUGUACAAAGAAAUAGUGUACAAAAUCCUUUGGUUUCUAUGGAGUACACCUACCAGAGACUACCAGUGUAAAGUGAUAAAUAAAAAUACAACCUAAAUGCUUUUCUAUGAUAAUGUAAAAGAUGCUGUUUUUGUAUUUAACAGCAGAGAAAAGGCAUGACGAUGUAUUACCUGAAUUAUGACAUACAUUGCACACCACCGAGUGUCCAUUUCUAUUGUCUGUUUGGAAUGAACCUUAUCCGGAAGCACUGGACCCGAUUUCGGGUGCCUAGGAAAUCAAAACCUUGCAGAUUCCUAAAGGGAUGAGGGCUCACAGGUCUAAAUUAAGAAUUCAGAAACUGCAACCAUUUGUUGCAUAUUUUUUUUACCUAAGUUUUAAAGUAGAAUAGGUUUUAUAAAAAAAAAAAAAUCUUAGAUGGAAUAUUUUACUCAGUCAUUUCUGUAGUUAAUGUUUGAUAGCCACCUCUUGACUCAGAUAGCUUAGGCCGCACCACCACGGAUGCUCAGAGUUGAAUUUUUUUGGCAAACAAUACCGGACAAGAUAAAACUCUGUUUCCACACCUGGAGGCAAAAGCCCCCCUUCAAAACCAUUAUCAGAGGUAAGGUUGAUUAUAAGUCAGUUUUCUUGUAGUGGCAAAAAAAAAAAAAAAAAAAAAAAAAUACCAAUCAUCACAGCAAGUGUCAUAGCCAUUCAUCAGUAUUACUCAAACCAGAAGUGAAGGUGGCUUACAAAAUUAUUAGCAAUGGUAAUUUUUUAUCAGUAUUAUGUAACAUAUCAGAUUUAUUUUAUUUAAAGAAUUAUUUAUACCAUUAACAGAUUCUUAUAUAUAUUAAUGUGGCUGAAAUGUGCAGGUUAAAUCUAUUAACCAAAUUAUUUAUAUUAUAUUAAGUAAGAAAAAAAAUGUGAAACAAAUGUAGAGAGAAAAUACUACAUUACAAGUAUACAAACCUAAAACUGUGAGCCAUUGUAAAGUACAAGGUUAUUAAUAAGAAAUGUAGCACAACAUGA